UCACACCACAACCAUUCAACACUCUACCAACCUCUUCUAAUUUCUACAAUCACUCUCUUAACUCUUUGCUAAGCACUUCUUGUUAGGAAAAAUCAUUCCUUAAUCACUCUCGAAGCUUUCACACCAAUAUUACUUCCUUACUACAUCUCUUCAUUUUAAAGAUUUGUUAGUUACUUUUUUUUUUUGUUAUUGUACGAAAUAAUUUGUUUUCUUUCAGACAAUGUUCUUGUCACACAAAGAAUACAAUCGACUUGACUUGCAAUUUUUUCUAAACAACAAAUCCAGCAUCGAGAAAAGUUUCUAUUUUUGGAUUUUCCAAAUAUUAACAGUUAUAGCUUCGUGACUUCAAGAAAUAUCCAUUUCAAGAUUAUUUAACCUUUUUUUGUCUAGCAAGUCAUCGUAUUCUACUUUGUUGUUGCAAAUGGGAAGUUCAUGUUUACCUCCAGGGUUCCGGUUUCAUCCUACGGAUGAAGAACUCAUCGAAUAUUACUUGAAAAGAAAAGUCGAAGGUCUCGAGAUUGAGCUUGAAGUCAUUCCCGUCAUCGAUCUUUAUAGUUUCGAUCCUUGGGAGUUACCAGACAAGUCGUUUCUCCCAAACCGGGACAUGGAAUGGUACUUCUUCUGCUCAAGGGACAAAAAAUAUCCUAAUGGUUUUCGUACAAAUCGAGGAACAAAGGCUGGUUAUUGGAAAGCAACCGGAAAAGAUCGAAAAAUUACUUCUCGUUCAUCUUCUAUAAUUGGUUAUAGAAAAACUCUAGUUUUCUACAAAGGCCGUGCCCCGUUAGGCGAUAGAAGCAAUUGGAUCAUGCAUGAAUAUCGACUAUGCGAUGAUGAUACAUCACAAGGAUCACAAAAUUUAAAGGGAGCUUUUGUGUUAUGUCGUGUUGCUAUGAAGAAUGAGAUCAAAACUAAUACGAAAAUCCGAAAAAUUCCAAGCGAGCAAACAAUCGGAUCAGGAGAAAGCUCGGGUUUAUCAAGCCGAGUAACGUCUCCUAGUCGCGAUGAAACAAUGCCGUUUCACUCAUUUGCCAAUCCUGUAUCUACUGAAACUGAUUCUUCCAACAUUUGGAUUUCACCUGAAUUCAUCCUCGAUUCUUCAAAGGACUAUCCUCAAAUCCAAGAUGUCGCAUCUCAGUGCUUCCAACAAGACUUUGAUUUUCCGAUCAUCGGUAACCAAAACAUGGAGUUUCCAGCGAGUACAAGCUUAGAUCAGAACAUGGAUGAGUUUAUGCAAAACGGUUAUUGGACAAAUUAUGGAUACGAUCAAACCGGUUUAUUCGGUUACUCAGAUUUCUCCUAGACGGAAGUAUUUGGUCUCUCUUUACGACAAAAACACCUUUUAUCGUUUUAAGUAUUGGAAGACUUUUGGCAUUGGUCUAAAUAUAUGAAUGAGUUUCAUAAUUCUGUUUUUUUUUCUUUUACUUUUUAUGGGAUUAUUAUAUUUUAUAUGAAAAUGUUUACCGUUAGUUAUAUAUCUUAUAUAUAUGAAGCUGUAUUUUAUAUUCCAUAUGGAUUCUCUUAAAAGUCUCAAUAGGAUUAUG
Messenger RNA from Arabidopsis thaliana (thale cress), 1541 nucleotides. RefSeq names its product NAC domain containing protein 96 (gene NAC096). Bases 422 to 1300 code for a protein of 292 amino acids. Lineage: Eukaryota; Viridiplantae; Streptophyta; Magnoliopsida; Brassicales; Brassicaceae. The record is from RefSeq and is marked reviewed. Gene Ontology annotation, cellular component: nucleus. Gene Ontology annotation, biological process: regulation of DNA-templated transcription. Gene Ontology annotation, molecular function: DNA binding. The transcript has 4 exons.